AUGAAUGGAUCCGCCAAUGCAACUGAGAGUGUUGACGGAAACAAUGUUUCUUUGGCUAGUUCUCCUUCGACAGGUACUCUGAGGAAAUAUAAGAUAGGGAAGGUUAAACAGACGCCUACAGUUAACAUUGAUCCAAAGACGAAUCUGUCAUACAUUAGUUUGAAGCCAAGACCUACUGAAAAAAUAUACGGCGUUACAAACUUUGCUAACCAUUACAAGGAAGAGAAAAAGCUUGGCCAAGGUACUUUUGGUGCCGUCUAUAAGGGUAUCCAUUUGGAGACCCAAAGAUGUGUCGCAAUGAAAAAGAUUCUAAUCAAUGUUGAUAACGAUUUAUUUCCGAUUACUGCUCAAAGAGAGAUAACAAUAUUGAAGAAGUUGAAUCAUAAAAAUAUAAUCAAAUUACUUGAAAUGGUUUAUGAUCUCCCGCCAGAUUCAUUGAAUAAUCAAGGUUCCGACGAUAAUAAUAGAUCAAAUAAGUUUUUUUAUAUGAUUUUACCUUAUAUGGUUUCCGAUUUAGCAGGAAUAUUGCAUAACCCCAGGAUCAAUCUGACGAUGGCAGAAAUUAAAAACAUUACACUUCAAGUAUUGGAAGGUAUUAAUUACAUACACUGUUCGAAAUAUAUGCAUAGGGAUAUCAAGACGGCAAACAUUUUAAUAGAUCACAAUGGCACUGUUAAAAUAGCAGAUUUUGGUUUGGCUAGGCUAUAUUACGGCUCUCCACCAAAUUUAACAUACCCAGGAGGUGCAGGGACGGGCGCAAAAUACACUUCUGUAGUGGUCACAAGAUGGUACAGGGCUCCUGAGUUGGUUUUGGGUGAUAAAUAUUAUACCACCGCAGUGGACAUUUGGGGUAUUGGUUGUGUGUUUGGUGAAUUUUUUGAGAAAAAGCCAAUAUUACCUGGUACUUCUGAUAUUGACCAAGGACAUGUUAUAUUCAAGUUGCUCGGUACACCAACCGGAGAAGAUUGGAAGUUAGCCUCUUAUUUACCUGGAGCGGAAUUAACAAGAUCAAAAUAUAAAAGAACUCUAAAUGAAAGAUUUGGGAAGUUUCUGAAUGAAACAGGCCUAAAUUUUAUGUCCAAGCUUUUACAUCUUGAUCCUUUACAAAGAUAUACCGCAAUGGCUGCAAUGAAUGACCCCUUUUUCAAAGAGGAUCCAUUACCCUGUGAAAGGUUGAAUCUACCUUGUGAGGAAAGUCAUGAGUCUGAUAUUAAGCGUUACAAAGAAGAAAUGCAUCAGGCUAUGUCACAAAGGGCACCAAAUGCUCCUCAAGGUCAUAUAUUCGAAACACCAGGAAAAACCAACACUUCCUUCUCUAGAUAUCCUUCAAACCUUGAUUCAGCAUCGAAGAGAGACAAUAAGUCAUUUUUAAGACAACCUCCUGCCGGUCCAGCUAAAAAGCACCCAUCUGCGAACCCUGUUGGUGCCAGUCAUAAAUCGGCAAAUGCUCCUGUUUCUCGUUAUGGUAACAAUCAAAGCACAGCACAUAUACCUCCAGGCAUUGCUACAUAUGGUAAAAAUGUAGGACAACAUAAUAGAUAUUAUAGACGAAACCAGAAUGCAGAAGACUACUAUGGUAAUGUAUCUGCUUCGCAACCGAACACGAGGUAUAAUUCUCAUCCUACGAACUAUCAAGCACCUCCAGGGCAACGUGAUACUUCACAUUCCUCCAAUUAUCAUAAUCCAAAAUACAAUACAUCUCAUGCUUCAACAUCUGUCACCACGUCCUAUCAAAGACAAUCAACUCUACCACAGGUAUCAAGAUAUGAGGGAAACCAAAGGGAUCUUUCCAAAAAAGAAUCUAAAAAUUCUAGUGCCACAGCACAAGUACCUGAUAAAGCAAACACAAAGACAUCAAAGCGAGAGUCUAGACCAGAGGAAACCUCAAACGAAAACUCUCGGCAUCAUGAUAUAGACAAGAAAAGUGGCGACUUUGCAGAUUUAUACUAA
This is a messenger RNA of Kazachstania africana CBS 2517, 1950 nucleotides long. It is a transcript of the gene SGV1, whose product is annotated as cyclin-dependent serine/threonine protein kinase SGV1. Gene Ontology annotation, cellular component: nucleus. Lineage: Eukaryota; Fungi; Ascomycota; Saccharomycetes; Saccharomycetales; Saccharomycetaceae. Gene Ontology annotation, molecular function: ATP binding; cyclin-dependent protein serine/threonine kinase activity. The coding region runs from base 1 to 1950 and encodes 649 amino acids. The record is from RefSeq and is a predicted model, not a curated record. The transcript has a single exon. Gene Ontology annotation, biological process: protein phosphorylation.